AUGGCCGACCCAAUGCGCCGAAAGAAGUCACUGGGUUUCCUGAAUCUAUUCCGAUCAAAACAAUCAAGAAGCCCCAACCCGUCUCAUUCUACAAGGGCCUCUUCCGUCACGGAAUGCAACAGUAUUGAGAAAGAAAAAGCCAACUUGAAACUCGAGCAAGCAGACACUCGAAGUCCAAGACCGGCCAACAAACUACGGAAAAAGUCGACGCCCAAUCUUCGCUCAACCAAAUCAAACACCAAUCUACGACAACAUGGCGCCAAUCGCACACACCAACAUCACCCGCCCAUGCCGGCAAUCAGUCUGGCAGAUGAAUGGGAACGGGACGCCCAAACCGGCGAACGAAAGGACCAUACCGAGAUGUUACACAGUCUGGCGUAUCGCGACUCUGCCGAAUCGCUGGCCGAGAAAACGCAGCUUCUCUUCGCCGGAAUCCCAGCUCAACCUGCUUCCGAGUUCGUGUCCCGGCUUGCCAGGAGGGUCUGGAAGCGUGUCGUGGACUAUUUGGACCCAGUGGACGCAGCAAGUCUGGCCUUUUCAUGCAAACCUUUUCUGGGUAUCGUCGGCACCAAUGCAUGGCACGUCCUCAAUACAGCUAGCGACGAAGCGCACUACCGGAAAAUCGAGUUCCUGAACAGACUCGACCAGGACCUCCCGGACCAUCUGCUCUGUUUCCCCUGUGCGAUCUACCAUCUUCGAAUCCACAAGGGUCAAGAGAUCCUGCGACCCACAAACAUCGCCAAUCCCCUAUUCAACUGUCCCAAUGCCUUUAACCCGGACAAGAAAGUCUCGCGGAUGCGGUUGACGGUGGGUAAAACCUUACCCUUCCCUUUCGUCCAACUCAUCCUCCGAGCCGACAAGUACUCUCUGGAUUACGGGAUCCCCAUCGACUCAAUGAGUCGUCGGUACAAGGACCGAGAUAGCGAAUGGACCCAUCAGACGCGCUAUGCAGUGGUCAACGGGCAUCUACUGAUGCGCGUCAUCAGCUCGGCAUUUGCAGAACCUGCAUUGCCACCCGCAGGACUCCGCAAGCUGCUUUACUCCCCUAAUGAGAAUUUCACGCCCUACUUCUCCGUCUGUGCGCAUUGGAAAGAUGGCGAAUUGAUGCCUUCGGUUAAAUGUGCAUUGAGUCAUCUGCCUGAACCGGUGGUGGGGAGCGGGAUUGCUGGUGCGGCUGCACGAGUGAGGCAGAGAAUGGAGAGACCUAGUCCCGUCGUGACGCUGUGUCCUCAAUGCAAACCUAUGCGUCGGUGUCCAGAAUGUCCCUCCGAGUAUUUAAUCGAAGUGCGGAUGCAGGAAGACAGGACGGAUCCGACGAAACUGUUCAAGCAUGCCAUUGUCGUCACCAGAUGGAGUGACUUGGGAGACGGCUCGUCGCCCUAUACUCCCGAAUGGGCAUCCUGCAAUGGAGAAGCGGCAUUCGAUUCGUUCAAAGCACUGGGCAAACGGGCGAUCUCGGGUGUCUUUGAAUCCCAGUUCACGGUCGACCAGAUUCCAGGGCAGAAAAUAGUUUCCAUGAACCCAAACAGGGAACAUCUCGGAGAGGCGGGGCAUAAUUGGUAUUGA
Messenger RNA from Exophiala dermatitidis NIH/UT8656, 1566 nucleotides. RefSeq lists its product as uncharacterized. The record is from RefSeq and is a predicted model, not a curated record. The transcript has a single exon. The coding region runs from base 1 to 1566 and encodes 521 amino acids. Lineage: Eukaryota; Fungi; Ascomycota; Eurotiomycetes; Chaetothyriales; Herpotrichiellaceae.